AUGUUUGUCGUUACCCCCAAAAACAAAAUCCACGAGUUCUUCUCUUCCAACUGGGGAGCCUGUGAACCUCUCAAAAAUCCUCUGGUAAUACCUGAGAUGAGCAACCCUACAACAUGGGUGAAAUGUCAGAAACACUUGCCGGAGCAUCCUCAAGAUAUUGAGGAAUACCUGCCCAGGCUGAGCAGAUGCAUGCUCAAGAGCACAGGAUGGGUACGCAGCAACGGCAACAUGAACCUGAGCAAAUACCUCCAGUACCUUAGCCUUCUUGGACUAGACGAUGAGACAAUGAACGGAACCCGAGAAGCUCACAAAGGCUGCAUUGCAAAAGCGUAUAAAGAGCAAGACUACAAGACUCAGGACAAGGUCUACGUUGAAUGUAUCUUCAAGUUCUUCACAAAGUCCUGCAGCGCCAACUUCCAGGGCGCAGUGAAAGAAGGGUACAUCGUGGGCAUCACGCAGCUCAGCUUCAUGCCGAGAAUGGGACCUCUAGAGGUCGUCGACGACGUCGAAGCUGAAGUCAGCGAAGACAAUGCGCCGCAAGACGUCCUCCCAGUCACAAACUCAACCUCUACCUCGUAG
Messenger RNA from Ixodes scapularis (black-legged tick), 579 nucleotides. RefSeq lists its product as uncharacterized. The transcript has 10 exons. Bases 1 to 579 code for a protein of 192 amino acids. The record is from RefSeq and is a predicted model, not a curated record. Gene Ontology annotation, molecular function: odorant binding. Lineage: Eukaryota; Metazoa; Arthropoda; Arachnida; Ixodida; Ixodidae.